AUGAAACUCUCCACCAUCUCCCUCCUCCUCCUCCCCACCCUCGCCCUCGCCGCCCCCUCAGAGAACCGUGCGUUAGAAAAGGUGCGCGCCGUGGGCGAUUCGACGUCGGUUGUCAGUCUGAAUGAUGAUUCGUCGACGCUUUCCUCGCUUGUAGUAUACAACCCAUCUUCCUCCCGUGCCGCCGCUGCUGCUUCGAGCUCCGGCGCUGGCGCUGGCGCUGGCUCUUCAGUGUCGUCGGCGGCUGAAUCCGCCAAAACCAUUACGUCCGGUGAAUCCCUCGCUUUCACCCCGUCUAGCACUUCGACGCUGUCUUUUAUUGGGAAUGUGUCUACCGCUACCGCUACUGGGGCUACGAGCGCGCAGGGAAGUGGGAGUAAGGUGGCGGCUGCGGCGGGGACGACGACGACGGGGAGUGGGAGUGCAAGUUCGAGUUCGAGUUCGAGUUCUGGGGCUGUGGUAGGGAGGGGUAUGGCGUGGGGGUGGGGUGGGGUUGUGGGUAUGUGUGUUGCUGGGUUGAUGCUGGUUUGA
Molecule: messenger RNA, 528 nt
Organism: Cryptococcus amylolentus CBS 6039
Lineage: Eukaryota; Fungi; Basidiomycota; Tremellomycetes; Tremellales; Cryptococcaceae
Exons: 2
Coding region: 1-528 (175 amino acids)
Source: RefSeq, a predicted model, not a curated record